Molecule: messenger RNA, 3156 nt
Organism: Lodderomyces jiufengensis
Lineage: Eukaryota; Fungi; Ascomycota; Pichiomycetes; Serinales; Debaryomycetaceae
Product: cation-translocating P-type ATPase
Exons: 1
Coding region: 1-3156 (1051 amino acids)
Biological process (GO): intracellular sodium ion homeostasis; potassium ion import across plasma membrane; sodium ion export across plasma membrane
Cellular component (GO): membrane
Molecular function (GO): P-type sodium:potassium-exchanging transporter activity; ATP hydrolysis activity; ATP binding
Source: RefSeq, a predicted model, not a curated record
AUGGAAUUAAGCUACUCAGACAGCACUAUCUUCAAAUGGGAGGAAAAAGAUCAAGAAGAAGGUAUAAAAUUCGAUGAAAGUGAAUUAGAAAAUCAAGAGUUGAAUAGAGGUAGAACGAAAAAAAGAAGAUUUUCAGUUCAUUCAAGAUCCAACAGUUUAAAUAAAAUUUUUGCUAUAAAGGAAAAACCAGAACCAUCAAAUGUUUUGCCAACAAUUUUCAAAACAAUAUCUCAUAAAGUUGAUAUUGAAAAUGAACAAAAAGAAGUUACUGUUAAUUCAAAAUUUAGUUCAUAUACUUUUAAUCUGGAUUCAAUUGGUGAUAUUGCUACUAAAUUCUCAACUGAUUUAAUGUGUGGAUUAAGUGACUAUCAAUAUAAUGAAAAUUUGAAAAUUUAUGGUGAAAAUAAACAAUCAAAACCUCCAAAUGGCUAUUUGAAAAAAUUGUUUAUGUAUUUCUUUGGUGGAUUUGGUGCUUUAUUAUUAGCUGGUGGUAUAUUAUGUAUUAUUAGUUGGAAACCUUUAGGUAAUCCAAAUCCUGCAGUUGCAAAUUUAGUUUUGGGUAUUAUUUUAAUUGUUGUGUUUUUAAUUCAAGCUGGUUUCAAUUUUAUUCAAGAUUAUUCAAGUUCAAGAGUUAUGAACUCUAUUCAUGAUUUAGUAGCUAGUGAAACCACCAUAAUAAGAGAUGGUAAAACUUUAACUGUUGAUAGUUCUAAUUUAGUACCUGGUGAUAUUGUCAAAUUUAGUCCUGGUGUUAAAAUUUCUGCUGAUGUUAGAAUCAUAAGUAAUUCGCCAGAUUUGUCAUUUGAUAGAGCUAUAUUGACUGGAGAAUCUAAACCUGUUGUUGCUACUAGUUACAGUGAUGAACCAAAUUCAAAUUAUUUGGAAAGUAGUUGUAUUGGUAUGCAAGGUUCUUUUUGUUUAAAUGGUACUGGUAGAGGUAUUGUUGUUUCAACUGGUGAUGAUACAAUCUUUGGUUCCAUUGCUAAAUUAACUUCACAACCAAGAAAAGGUUUGACUGUUUUACAAAAAGAAAUUUUUUAUUUUGUUGCUUUCAUAUCAGGAGUUAUAUUAUUUUUAAUCAUUCUUACGAUUAUCAUAUGGUGUGCUUGGUUACAUAAAGAUUAUCCAGAUUGGAUAAAUGUUUCCAGUUUAAUUAUUGAUCUUGUUAGUUUUGCAGUUGCUACUAUUCCUGAAUCUUUACCAGUUUCAAUAGCAUUUGUAUUGUUGUUAACUGCUUACAAGAUGAAACAACAACAAAUUUUGGUUAAAAGUUUACAUAUGUGUGGUACUUUAGCUUCAUGUUCAGUUUUGUGUUUUGAUAAAACUGGUACAUUAACUCAGAAUAAUAUGAAAGUUGUUGAAGUUUGUCUCGGAGAUGAAGAUGACUUUGAAGUUGUUAAAACACAUUCUUAUACCAUUGGUACAUUAUGUAAUGAAAGUCAUAUAAUGAAUAAUGCUGCUAUUGGUGGAAAUGCUACUGACAGAGCCAUUUUACAAUAUGUUGAAGCAAAUACCAAAACCGAUGAUGUUAGAGAUAAAUGGAUUAAAAAAAUGGAAAUUCCAUUUAAUUCAAAAGAUAAAUAUAUGUUGUCGCUAGUUGAACCAAAAUCCUCCAAAUCAUUAAAUGAAGUUGGAUUUGAAAAUCUGGAAAGUUUUUUGUUGUUAGUAAAAUCUGCACCUGAUGUUUUGAUUGAUAAUUGCAAAUUUAUCAUGACUGAAAAUGGUAUUGUUCCUUUAACUAGUUCAAAAAUUGAAUAUUUCAAAGAAUUACAAAAACAAUGGUCAUCAAAUGGUAAAAGAGUUAUCUUGUUGUCGUCUAAAUUGAUAGCUAAGGAAUCUAUAAAUUUAUUCGAUAGAAAUUUAAGUGCUAAUUUUAUGAAGGAAGAAAUUGAAUCAGGUUUAAUUUUUAUGGGGUUAGUAGCAAUUGAAGACCCACCAAGAAGAAACAUUGAUAAAGUUAUUGAUACUUUAAGAAAAGCGGGUAUCAAAAUUGUUAUGAUUACUGGGGAUUACGAAUUGACUGGAGUCUCAAUAGCUAAACAAUGUGGUAUUGUAACUACUGAAAAAAUUGAUAAAUUGGAUACUUUAGGUCUUAACAAUUUAGCAGUUAGUAUUACUGGUAAAGAACUUAUUCAAUUAACUGAAUCUCAAUGGGAACAAUUAGUUAAGUAUGAUGAAGUGGUAUUUACAAGAACUACUCCAGAACAGAAGCUUUUGAUCAUUAAACAAUUCCAAAAAUAUAAACAAUGUGUUGGUAUGACUGGUGAUGGUAUUAACGAUUCACCAGCUUUGAAACAAGCAGAUAUUGGUAUUUCAUUGAUUGAUGCUUCAGAUAUUGCAAAAAAAGCAGCUGAUUUAAUUUUGAUCAAUUCAGAUGGUGAUAAAUUAUUCUUGUCGAUUGUGGAAGCUUUAAAAUUUGGUAGAUUAGUAUUUGAAAAUUUGAAAAAAACAAUAGCUUAUUUAUUACCAGCUGGUUCUUAUGCUGAAUGUUGGCCAAUUAUAAUGAAUGUAUUUUUUGGAUUUCCUCAAAUGUUAAGUUCAUUUUUAAUGAUUAUUAUUUGUUGUUUAACUGAUUGUUGUGGGUCAAUUGUUAUAGCUUUUGAAGAAGCAGAAAGUAAUUUGUUGACUAAAAAACCAAGAAUUUUAACAAAUGAAAGAUUAGUUGACUGGAAGUUAAUGUUCCAUUCUUAUAUUUGUUUGGGUACUUUCUAUACUUUUACUUCUUUCAUGGUUGCAUUUUUAAAUUUGACAAGAAGAGGUUACAAAUUCGGCGAUUUUGCUUUAUCUUUUGGUUCGUAUGAAGAUUUACCAAAUAUUGAUAAAUAUUUAGCUAUGUCAUCAUCCAUUUACUUUAUUAAUUUGGUUAUUAUGCAAGUGUUUAAUUUAAUUUCAUUAAGAACAAGACAUUUAAGUUUAUUCCAACAUUCAAUAAUGAAAAACAAAAAAGUGAUAUUUGUCAUCCCAUUUGUCUUGUUUGUUAAUUUCAUCAUCAAUUAUAUACCAGCAAUUCAAAAUGCUAUGGGUACAAGUCAAAUUCCUGUUGAAUAUUAUUUUAUUGCUGUUGGUUUUGGAUUAGUUGUAUUUGGCUGGGAUGAAGGUAGAAAAUAUCUUGUUAGAAAAUAUCCAAAUGGAAUUAUUGCAAAAUUUGCCUGGUAG